This is a messenger RNA of Betta splendens (Siamese fighting fish), 2877 nucleotides long. It is a transcript of the gene tmem169b, whose product is annotated as transmembrane protein 169b. The record is from RefSeq and is a predicted model, not a curated record. The transcript is spliced from 4 exons. The coding region runs from base 458 to 1363 and encodes 301 amino acids. Lineage: Eukaryota; Metazoa; Chordata; Actinopteri; Anabantiformes; Osphronemidae.
GAGCCGUGUCGAUAUUAGUGAGUGAAAGUGUUUCAUUAGUUUUAAUGCCAGAGUUCGUUCUGUAGCUCAAACUGUUCGCCAUGCUAGCUGCACUGCUGAGACGUUAGGACGAACAGAUGCACCCAGUGUGAUCGCCUCUCCGGACGUGGGAUGACGGAGGAUGAGGAUUGGCGUACCACCGUUGACAGGGGCGGGUUUAGUGCUAUUCUGGAACUCAUCUUGCGCAGCGCAUCUGUAUCAGCAAAACCACAGCGGCUAGAUGUGUGGACUCCUGCAAUGUGACUCAUUCUGUAAUAUAUCCUUACACGCAAUUGUUUUUCAGCCCGCGCUGCUUGAAGGUUUUUUUCAACAUCUUCAUCAUCUGAGGAAAUGAGAUUACAUAGUUUUCAUAAGUAAUACUCGUCUAUAGACACAAAAGUUGCCUAGUGACAUAGAGUCUGUUGGAUCAGGUGAGACCAUGGCACAGGUGGAAGAGUCUCAAAGCGAAGGCAGCCCCCAGAUGAUUUCCCUAAGGUCAGACACAUCAGGGAACCAUGUUGAUGACGGAGACGUUGGACCCUCGAUGAGGAGGAAGAGGAGGAGGAAGAGAGACCAGCGCCCAGAGUCCAUUAUCAUCUACCGCUCUGACACGGACAGGGCGCCUGGAGAGGACCAAAGCGUAGAGGAGGGAACCGAGAGGAGCUCCGAGGAGGGAGCCAAAUUCCUCUGCACACCUACAGGGGAAGCAGGAGGAGGUUGGAACCUUCCGCCAGACAGCCGCUAUGUUACCUUGACAGGCACCAUCACUCGGGGCAAGAAGAAAGGCCAGGUGGUGGACAUACACGUCACGCUGACGGAGAAGGAGAUCAGGGAACUGGCCAAGUCCAAAGAACGUCUUGAUGCAGAGUGUGAGGCGGGCGACGGCUCUAAACGAACCUGCAGCUUGGGGGUCUGCCAGGGGCCCCAUGUUGUCCUCUGGAGCAUUUCCUGUGCUCCCGUGGUCUUCCUCCUCUCCUUCAUCACCUCCUUCUACUACGGCACGCUCACCUGGUACAACGUCUUCCUGGUGUACAACGAGGAGCGGACUUUCUGGCACAAGAUCACCAUAUGCCCCUUCCUCAUCAUCUUCUACCCCGUGCUCAUCAUGCCCAUGGCGCUGUCUCUGGCGCUGUACUCCGCUGUGGUGCAGGUGUCCUGGGCCUUCGGUGAGUGGUGGCAGUCAGUGCGUGACCUGGAGAAAGGCUUCUGUGGCUGGGCCUGCGGGAAGCUGGGCCUGGAGGACUGCUCACCCUACAGUAUAGUAGAGCUGCUUGACUCGGACACUGUGUCUGGCACCCUGCAGAGCAAGGCCCCCAGUGAAUUCGCUCAGACGUCAUCGGUGUGAACCAGAGACUGCUGAGGCCCAUACUGACAAUGGCAUCACACUUACAAGUGCUUUGCUCAGUUUCAGCAGAUGGGGCAGAAUUACCUGGGUUUAAAAUAGUGAUUUUACAACAAUAUUUCUCGGAUCACAGGUGAUGAAGGACACCGGGUUUGAACAGUCCAGAUAACACAAAGCACAUGUUGAAUUUAACAGAAAGGUAUUUGGAAGCAGCCUCGUUAUACCUCUCUGCCUAUGGUACCUAUCAAACACUGCCUAAACUCUCUGCUGGUGCUGAACUAUUACUAAGUGUAAGUGAUUUUCACACUGUGCAUGGUUGUGGCUAAUUGUCCAUUCUUUUCUAACUGAUUGUUAUGGUCGGCACAGAUCACCAUGGCCACCUGUAAUUACACGACAAUGCUCUGACCUUUCACCUUCCUACAGGUUGUAGACACUGAUGCACAUACUGUAUUACUGGAAGUCUGUGAGUUGACCACUUCAUCUGUAAAUAUCUGUGAGAAAUGUAUGAGUAUUGCUCAACAACGUGUAACAUAAGGCUGGCACUGUCUUUUAUGUGAAGGUCUCAUCAAUAGGAUGCAUUUGAAGUGAGAAAAGCUGGAAACUGCUCCAAAAUGUGAUUAAUUACCUACUCUGCCCAUUUUUCUUCAGAUCUGAUAUAAACCAUUCUAAAUUGAUCACACAUUUACAAAUUGUUUUAGUAUUUUACAGCAGAACAUUUUUUGUUAAUCUCUUAAUGGAUUUGUGAGAAAAAUGGUUCCAUCUCUAUGCUUUUAUAUUAUCCAUUACCCACAUGAGGUUUUGCUAAUAUAAACAUAUUUCUUAGCAGCUUGAGAACAGGAAUUAUCCCUGCAUGCGAGUUCUUGCUUGUUCUGGGCCUCUAGGCUAAGUGUAACUAAAGUGUUAGGUCCGCUUUGGGCUCUGUACUUUGACUUGACAGUGUGAAGGAGCAACACAAACUGACCAGUCUGUUUUUACUAUCAAGGACCUGAAAGGAGAAGUCAGCUGUGAAUAGAAGCCAUAGUGAUGACUACCUGGCCAAUCAAACACGUCUUUUCACUGUCACAUUGUUGAAGGUAUCAAAUGUUUGUGAUUAUAAACUACAUGGUUUGUCUGUAGUGUAUUAGUCCACAGAACAUUUAAGUUCACUGUGAUUUUCUAUCCAACAAUACAUCAUCCGCUGCAUCUUCAAUACAGCCAGUUCCUAAUUUUUAUUUAUUUUAAAUAUUUUUUUUCUUGUACACAAUUGUUUUUGUAGCUAGGUGUUUUAUACUCUGGUGCUUUGAAAUGAAUUUAUUGAACAACUAUUUUUAUGUGACUAUCAAAUAAAUACCUACUGGGUUUGGUUUAAAUAUAAAUUAUUAUUACUGAUAUAAUUACUUAUGAAAAACCUUGGCUGAGAUUAGUGCUUACAUAUUAUUUUCAUACAUGUGAAGACAUGGAUGGUGGUGAAUUGAAGUAUUAUGACAUGUUAUGCAAAUGCAAAAUUAAAACUAAAUAAAUAUACAUAAAUAGUUAAA